Brassica rapa (field mustard) is the source of this 3881-nucleotide messenger RNA. Its product is annotated as probable disease resistance protein RPP1. The record is from RefSeq and is a predicted model, not a curated record. Gene Ontology annotation, biological process: signal transduction; defense response. Gene Ontology annotation, molecular function: ATP hydrolysis activity; ADP binding. NCBI's taxonomy places the organism in Eukaryota, Viridiplantae, Streptophyta, Magnoliopsida, Brassicales, Brassicaceae.
AGUAAUCAACUAAUCACCACUGAUUACAAUUAAUAAUCCCCAUAAACUCAUCACUGUCCCCUCAUUGUUCGAGACAUGAGAUGGCUAGUGAUAGACCUACCCCUGCAUCAUAGAAAAUUGUUCGAGACAUGAGAUGGCUAUGCUCCAAAUUAUGGUGAGUUGGGUUUAAUCAAAUUUCAUUAAGGAUGGUAAGGUAAUCUUACACUUUUUUAUUUAAAGAAAAUGGAAAAGAAAUUGAUUACAUUUUUUAACUGAUAAAGAAAUGAAUUUUUAAGAGAUGAUUAUUUGAGAUUUUUUUGUCAACGCUCGAGUUGUCUUACCAUUGUGCUGGGCUUUCUGUUUCUGGGAAGUUGUCUUGCAUAUAUUUAAGUCAACGGGAUCAGAAGUUCCGUGUUGGUAUGUAGAUAGAGUCUCUUUGUUUGUUGUUAAUUCUUCCUCCUCACAAGAAAGCUCUACGAUCGUGAUCUUCUCUUGAACAUACUAAUGGAUUCUUAUUUUUCCCGUACCAAUGUUACUGCUUCUGCAAUAUGCUUCUACGCCCUUUUGGGUACAAUAUUUUUCAACAGGAAAUCAAGAUCACAUCAAGAAAACACAAAAAUGGCUUCUUCUUUAUCUCUUUUGGCACCUCUGUCUUCUUUGCCUCGUAAUUGGAUACAUCAUGUCUUUCCAAGCUUCCACGGGGCAGAUGUCCGCACAAACUUUCUCAGCCACGUUCUCAAGGAGCUCAGAAGCAAAGGAAUCAACUCAUUCAUUGACGAUGAUAUGGAGAGGAGUAAGCUGGUCGGUCUUGAGCUCAUAGAAGCUAUUAGAGGAUCGAGGAUUGCUAUUGUCUUGCUCUCGAGGAACUACGCUUCGUCUACAUGGUGCUUGAACGAGCUGGUGGAGAUCAUCAAGUGCAGACAAGAGUUUAGUCAAACAGUAAUCCCCCUUUUCUAUGAAGUGGAUCCAACUGAUGUAAAGAAACAGACCGGUGAUUUUGGGAAGGUCUUCCGAAAAACUUGUAAAGGAAAAGCAAAGGAAGACAUCCAAAGGUGGAAAUGUGCUUUGACGGAAGUGGCCCAAAUCACAGGUUACCAUUCAACAAACUGGAAGACUGAAGCAAAGAUGAUUGAAGAUAUUGCCACUGAAGUUUCGAACAAGUUAAACCUUUCUGCACCAUCCAGUGAUUUUGACGACUUAGUUGGGAUGGAAUCUCAGAUGAGAAGAAUGAAACCAUUGUUGCAGCUUGAUUCAGAUGAUGUGAGAAUAAUAGGGAUUUGGGGUUCGCCUGGGAUUGGUAAGACCACCAUUGCUAGAUCUCUAUUCCACGAAUACUCCCGAGAUUUUCAGAUGAGUGUCUUUGUAGAUAAUAUCAAAAGAAAGUAUGCGGUACCAGCUUGUUCCGAUGACUACAGUGUGAAGUUGGAUUUUCAGAAGCAGUUUAUGUCUCAACUAACCAAUGAGACGUGUGUCAGUAUUUCACAUUUGGGAGUCGUCAAAGAUAGGUUGAAAGACAAGAAAGUUCUUGUUGUCCUUGAUGAUGUUGAUCAUUUAGUACAGCUGGAAGCUAUGGCAAAAGAAACUUAUUGGUUUGGUCCUGGGAGUCGGAUUAUAAUCACAACACAGGAUCAAAGGGUUUUAAAAGCAAGUGGGAUCAACUAUAUACAUAGGGUGAAAUUACCAUCAAAAGAUGAGGCUUUUCAAAUGUUCUGCAUGUAUGCUCUUGGUCAGAAAUACCCUAAGGAUGGUUUCAAGGAGCUUGCUUGUGAAGUUAUUAAUCUUGUAGGUUAUCUUCCGUUGGGGCUAAGAGUUAUGGGCGCCUAUUUUCGGGGAAUGUCCGAGAAAGUUUGGGCAGAGGCACUACCAAGGUUAAAGGCACACCUUUCCCGAGAUAAAGAAAUUACCAACAUUUUAAAGUUUAGUUACGAUGCCUUAAAUGAUGAAGAUAAAAGUUUAUUUCUUCAUAUAGCCUGCUUUUUCAAUCUUGAACCAUUUGGUAUGGUGGAAAGAUGUCUAGAAACAUGUUUUGAGGAUGUGAGACAAGGGCUUGACGCCUUAUAUGAAAAAUCUCUCAUAUCUAGCGUAUCAGGACGGAUAAAGAUGUCUAAGUUGCUAGUCCAACUAGGAAGACAAAUUAUGCGAAAAGAAUUUGUUAGUGAACAUGGAAAACGCCAGUUUUUGAAUGACGCAAGGGAUAUUGGUGAAGUACUUAGUGACGAUAAAGCAGGUAAUAGCAGUGUCAUAGGAAUAAAUCUUGAGUGGAAGAAUGACAUAACAAGGACGAGUGAAAGAGCCUUCGAAAGAUUGCCUAAUCUUCAAUUCUUAAAAAUUCAUGGUUAUGGCAUCAAACCUCAAAGUAUGAGCUACAUGUCCCAAAAACUUAGAGUACUAAUUUGGUUGAGCUACCCCAUAUCAUGUUUUCCUUCAAGUUUUAAUCCAGAGUUCCUUGUCGAACUAUACAUGACGAAUAGCAAUCUUGAGAAAUUUUGGGAAGGGAUUAAAGUAAGUAGUAUGUUAUUUUUGAAAAUAAAGGCCCUAUCUAACCAAUUUUCUUAUUUGUGUAAUACUAAUUGUGUCAACUUGUUGUUCAUUUAUUUGUCUUUACAGCCGCUCAACAAUCUAAAGCUGUUGGAUUUGAGUGGUUCGGAAAGAUUGAAAGAGCUUCCUGAUCUCUCCACUGCCACUAACCUAUAUGAAUUGAAUCUCAGCUCUUGCUCACGUCUGGUGGAACUCCCUUCCUCUAUGAGAAACCUUCAUAGAUUAUCGAGAUUGGAAUUAAUGAAUUGCUCAAUGUUAGAGGUUGUUCUGGCCAACAUCAACUUGGAAUCUAUAGAGGAACUCGAUCUCUCAGAUUGCUCUUUGUUGAAAAGUUAUCAUGAGAGUUCUACAUACAUUGAAGAGCUUGAUCCAUGGAGAAAAUCUCGUCUACAAAAGCUAGUACUAAGUGGAAUGAAGAAGCUGGUAUCACUCCCACAGCUACCAGAUUCGCUAUUGUUCUUAGAUGCAGAAGAGUGUGAGUCCCUGGAGAGACUAGACUGCUCCUUUCGCAAUCCAGAUAUUCGUCUCAACUUCCGUCACUGCUUCAAACUAAAUCAAGAAGCUAGAGAUCUCAUCAUCCAGACACCGACUAAUCAAUAUGCAGUCUUUCCCGCUGAAGAAUUUCCUCAGUGCUUCUUCACUUACCGAUCUCCUGGAAGUUCCGUAACUGCGAAGUUGAAUCAAUUGCAUGUUGGCAAAUCAACCAAAUUUAAGGCUUGCAUCAUAUUUGAUGGUGGGGACGAUAGCCAUUGGGGACCUGUCUGUUGUUGCAUCACGUCUGGAGGAAAUGCUCUCACUUACUAUACUAAAAAUGUAGAAGCAUUUUUUCUGGGGCAUCUAUACGCAUUCGAGAUUGAGGUUGAAACAGAGGAUGUCACUUCCACGGAGCUUCUUUUUGAUUUUUACAUUGUCUAUAUGCCGCCGUACAGUUCCAGAAAAUGUAAGAUAAAAGAAUGUGGGAUACUCCAACUCCUGGAGGUCCCUUUAUUGAGCUCCAGAGAUGUCGUUGAAGAUUAUGAGCCUUCGCACGUUGAGGGCUUCGGGUAUGGCUCUGGAGAAUUUGAACCUUCAUACAUUGAGAGAUUCGGAUAUGGUUCUGAAGAUUAUGAACCUUCAUACAUUGAGAGCUCUGGAGAUGAGGAUGAAGAUUAUGAACCUUCCGACUCUGGUUAUCUCACUGUCUGAUAGUUGCGCAAUCGAUUCAUUGUCUUCCUUUUCAGGGUGGGCUCAAGCAAAUUGGCUUCGUUACGUUCUAUGGUUCUUUAUGGGCUUAUACUGUAAAAACAAUAUUGGGCUCUCUCCCUACAUUUCAAGUUUGUUGCAAAGUAUUUUCAGAAAAAUAAACAUGAAAAGGGACCAUCUGA